AUGCACAGACGAAUUAAGCAAGUAUUCACCUCCCUUAGGGAACAUACAUGUGUUAGCUAUGCGAAGAUUGCAACCAUUGGAGGCCUUUGUGACCUUGAUCACAUUGUGGUGAAAGCAACCUCCCCUGAUGACAUACCGUUGCCCGAUAGGUACGUUCUUGAAAUCCUUCAAAUAUUCUCCAUUUGUCCCUCUUCUUUUGGUUCAUUCGCGGUGUCUUUCAGUCGACGUUUUGGCAAGACACGGUGCUGGAGAGUUGCAUUGAAAUGUCUCCUACUGCUCCACAGGCUGCUAAGAUCCUUGCCUGACAUUAGCCCUUUUAGAGAAGAACUCUUGUUGGCAAGAUCAAAUAGUUUGGUGUCACUUUACCCUUGUAACUUCAAAGAUUGCUCAUCCUCUGCUUCUCAAGAUUACACCAAUUUCAUUCGGUCAUACGCCCGUUUGCUCGAUGAGUCCCUGGAUUGUUUUGCAACUCCGGAAAAAGAAAUCCAGGAAGAUAACAAAAGUAGUGAAAACUUUAUUGACAAAAUGGAUGAAGUGAGGCUAAUGCUAGAAUUUCUGCCUCAGUUGCAAAAUCUAAUAGACAGAGUCCUGGAGUGCCGGCCAACAGGGCCAGCAGCACGAAGCUUUUUAGUUCAAUCGGCCAUGAAACAUAUAAUCCGCGAUAGCUUCACGUGUUACACGACUUUCAGGAAAGAGAUUGUGGAGGUAUUAGAUUAUCUAAUACAGUUGCCAUACAAAAGUUGUGCUGCAGCAUUUGAGAUUUAUAAGAAGGCAGCAAUCCAGGCAAAUGAACUUAGUGAAUUCUAUGACUGGUGCAAGUCUUUGGGGCUUCGUGGCAUGUAUGAAUAUCCCUUCGUAGACAAAAUCCCAAAGAUUCAAAUCAGAGCCCUUGAGAACUUCCUCAGUGGGAUGUGGCAAUUGACAGAUGGUCUGUCAUCCUCUUCAACGUCGGUAUCCCCUGUAACAUCAACUCCGCAGUCUCCAUCAUCUGAAGAUGGCAGCGAUAAGCAGAAAUCGGAAAGGAAAUCAAGCUUUGAAGGCCAAUCUCUUACUAGAAAGGAAGAGAGUGAAAUGCAGCCUUUGAUACAAUUUGAAGAUGACAAUGAUUGGGAGACCCUUUUGGAUGCUUCUGUUUGUUUUCAAUGCACAGCUUCAAGAGGAAAUUUUUGCCUACAAAACAAUGUUUACCAAUCACCAGAGGCAUCGAAAGAUCUGCAGACAAAUGGAUGGGAAUUACAAGUACAUAAUCCCUAUGCAUUGAACCAAUUCCAUCAGCCAAAGGUUGCUCCUCUUCAAAGCGGAACAUACCUAACUAAUCCCGUAUAUCCGUGGGGGAUAUGA
Nicotiana attenuata is the source of this 1341-nucleotide messenger RNA. Its product is annotated as putative clathrin assembly protein At2g25430. Gene Ontology annotation, molecular function: SNARE binding; 1-phosphatidylinositol binding; clathrin heavy chain binding. NCBI's taxonomy places the organism in Eukaryota, Viridiplantae, Streptophyta, Magnoliopsida, Solanales, Solanaceae. Gene Ontology annotation, cellular component: clathrin-coated vesicle; clathrin-coated pit. The transcript has a single exon. Gene Ontology annotation, biological process: vesicle budding from membrane; clathrin-dependent endocytosis; clathrin coat assembly. The record is from RefSeq and is a predicted model, not a curated record. Bases 1 to 1341 code for a protein of 446 amino acids.